AUGUCAGUGACUAUGUCCAAGGCUGAUGGGGUCACUGUACUUACUCUGACCUCUGACCCCCAAAGUCCUUGGCCUCCUCUGUGCCAGAUCUUCAAGAACCUUUGCUACAGUCCAGUGUGCUGCAGUGUUUCUCAGCACCUGAGAAGCCUCAACAGAGCUUCUCAGACAGUGCUGGGGACUCUGCAGAUAAUGAUCGGGCUUCUCAACAUUGGACUUGGACUUAUACUCUAUUACACUCGGACCUCCUUUUACUUAAACUACUUAGGCUUUCCAUUUUGGUUGGGUGCAUUGUUCAUCAUGUUCGGCAUUGUGUGCAUUUUGUCUGAGAAGUAUCCAAGUCCAUGUUUGGUCGUCCUUACUGUGAUUCUGAAUCUGACUGGAGUUGCUUUUGCCAUCACAGGCAUUGCACUGUACGGCAUUUAUAUAGGACACAUUGAUUAUUGGUGGAACUAUGAUUGCUAUGGCUACAAUGGCUACUAUGGCUACAAUGAUUACCGGUAUGGGAGGAAAACAAUAAGUCCUCCAUAUUUAAAGGAAAAACUCCUUCAGGAGAAAUGCUUGGAGGGCCAAGCAGUGCUGGAGAUGCUCCUGGGAAGCAUCAGUGCUCUGAUGAUCACCUUGUCUGUUCUGGAGCUCUGUGUUGUGAUAAGCUCUGCUGUCCUGGGAAUCAAGGCUCUGAGGAGCAAAGAAAAAGGACAAAACAAGAGCACUGACGACCCAGAGCUCUACAAACCGAUGCUGGAGGAAGUCAAAGCACAGCCUGUGGCAUUAACAGCCUGACUCUGUUUACAAAAUGUCAGCGA
Molecule: messenger RNA, 803 nt
Organism: Pelmatolapia mariae (spotted tilapia)
Lineage: Eukaryota; Metazoa; Chordata; Actinopteri; Cichliformes; Cichlidae
Product: transmembrane protein 176B-like
Exons: 6
Coding region: 1-780 (259 amino acids)
Cellular component (GO): membrane
Source: RefSeq, a predicted model, not a curated record